AUGGCGGCUAUGGGUGUAAACAAGGCCGGCCUCGGAGCUGGGCUCGAUGCCGGCCCCCGGCACAGCGGCAGCCGGGGGCCGGCCGGGGCUGCUGUGAAGGUUCUUGAGUGUGGAGUCUGUGAAGAUGUAUUUUCUUUGCAAGGUGAUAAAGUUCCCAGACUGCUUUUGUGUGGUCAUACCGUCUGCCAUGACUGUCUUACUCGGCUUCCUCUCCAUGGCAGAGCAGUUCGCUGUCCUUUUGAUCGACAAGUUACUGAACUAGGAGAUUCAGGUGUGUGGGGCUUGAAAAAAAACUUUGCUUUGCUGGAGCUUUUGGAACGACUGCAGAAUGGCCCUGCUGGCCAAUGUGGGACAACAGAAGAAGUAAUUGGCCAGUCUGGAGAGAGCAUCAUUCGUUGUGAUGAAGAUGAAGCUCAUGUUGCAUCUGUAUACUGCACUGUUUGUGCCACUCACUUGUGUGCAGAGUGUUCCCAGCUUACCCAUUCUACGAAGACAUUAGCAAAACAUAGGCGUGUACCUCUUGCUGAAAAACCUCAUGAGAAGACCAUGUGUUGCCAGCACCAGGUGCAUGCCAUUGAAUUUGUUUGUUUAGAAGAAGAUUGUCAGACCAGUCCCCUUAUGUGUUGUGUCUGCAAAGAAUAUGGAAAGCAUCAGGGUCAUAAGCAUUCUGUUUUGGAACCAGAAGCAAACCAGAUCCGUGCAUCCAUUUUAGACAUGGCACACUGUAUAAGAACCUUCACAGAAGAAAUCUCAGACUAUUCCAGAAAACUAGUUGGGAUUGUUCAACAAAUUGAAGGAGGAGAACAAAUAGUGGAAGAUGGAAUUGGAAUAGCUCAUACAGAACAUGUCCCAGGUACUGCAGAAAAUGCCCGUUCAUGCAUCCGAGCCUAUUUUUCUGAUCUUCAUGAAACCCUUUGUCGCCAGGAAGAAAUGGCACUUAGUGUGGUUGAUGCACAUGUGCGGGAGAAAUUGAUUUGGCUCAGACAACAGCAAGAAGACAUGACUAUCCUGUUGUCACAGGUUUCAACUGCUUGUCUUCACUGUGAAAAGACUUUACAGCAGGAUGACUGCAGAGUAGUGUUGGCUAAACAGGAGAUUACAAGGCUACUAGAAACAUUACAAAAACAGCAGCAGCAAUUUACAGAACUUGCAGAUCAUAUACAGCUUGAUGCUAGCAUUCCUGUCACUUUUACAAAGGACAACAGGGUACAUAUUGGACCAAAAAUGGAGAUUCGAGUUGUGACCCUAGGAUUAGACGGAGCUGGCAAAACAACUAUUUUGUUUAAGUUAAAGCAGGAUGAGUUCAUGCAACCUAUUCCAACAAUAGGUUUUAAUGUUGAAACUGUAGAAUAUAAAAAUCUGAAGUUUACUAUUUGGGAUGUAGGAGGGAAGCACAAGUUGAGGCCUUUGUGGAAGCAUUAUUACCUCAAUACACAAGCGGUGGUAUUUGUUGUCGAUAGCAGUCACAGAGACAGGGUUAGUGAAGCACACAGUGAACUUGCAAAGUUAUUAACAGAGAAAGAAUUGCGGGAUGCCCUGCUGCUCAUCUUUGCCAAUAAGCAGGAUGUAGCGGGGGCUCUUUCAGUAGAAGAAAUCACAGAAAUGCUGAGUCUCCAUAAACUCUGCUGCGGCCGUAGCUGGUAUAUUCAGGGCUGUGAUGCUCAAAGUGGCAUGGGACUAUAUGAAGGAUUGGACUGGCUUUCAAGGCAACUGGUGGCUGCAGGUGUACUGGAUGUGGCUUAA
Molecule: messenger RNA, 1743 nt
Organism: Emys orbicularis (European pond turtle)
Lineage: Eukaryota; Metazoa; Chordata; Testudines; Emydidae
Gene: TRIM23
Product: tripartite motif containing 23
Exons: 11
Coding region: 1-1743 (580 amino acids)
Biological process (GO): vesicle-mediated transport; intracellular protein transport
Cellular component (GO): plasma membrane; cytoplasm; lysosomal membrane
Molecular function (GO): zinc ion binding; GTPase activity; GTP binding
Source: RefSeq, a predicted model, not a curated record